This is a messenger RNA of Staurois parvus, 474 nucleotides long. The record is from the annotation of a GenBank genome assembly. Lineage: Eukaryota; Metazoa; Chordata; Amphibia; Anura; Ranidae.
CGCAUGUGCACUGGGCACCUGGCUGUCUGCCGGAUCAGCAGUCUCUGGUCAUCCCCUGCACUGUCCGCAGUCUCUGGUCAUCCCCACUGCACUGUCAUCGCACUGUCUCUGGUCAUCCCCUGCACUGUCCGCAGUCUCUGGUCAUCCCCCCCUGCACUGUCCGCACUCUCUGGUCAUCCCCUGCACUGUCCGCACUCUCUGGUCAUCCCCUGCACUGUCCGCACUCUCUGGUCAUCCCCCUGCACUGUCCGCACUCUCUGGUCAUCCCCUGCACUGUCCGCACUCUCUGGUCAUCCCCUGCACUGUCCGCACUCUCUGGUCAUCCCCUGCACUGUCCGCACUCUCUGGUCAUCCCCUGCACUGUCCGCACUCUCUGGUCAUCCCCUGCACUGUCCGCAGUCUCUCUGGUCAUCCCCUGCACUGUCCGCAGUCUCUGGUCAUCCCCUGCACUGUCCGCAGUCUCUGGUCAUCCCC